AUGGCUGAUGAUGGUGAAAAUACCUGUAUAAUUCUUACUUUACAGGUGACUGUAAUGACAGUAAAAGAACCACUAGAUUUGAUAAGACUUAGCCUAGAUGAAAGAAUAUAUGUGAAGAUGCGAAAUGAAAGAGAACUGAGAGGCAAACUUCAUGCUUAUGAUCAACAUUUAAAUAUGGUACUUGGAGAUGCAGAAGAAACUAUUACUACUGUAGAAAUUGAUGAGGAAACCUAUGAAGAAGUUUAUAGAACAACAAAGAGAAAUAUACCAAUGUUAUUUGUGAGGGGUGAUGGUGUCAUCUUAGUUUCACCUCCAGUUCGUGUUGGUGUGUAAUAUAAUAAGUCUUAAAUAACUGAUAAUAAAACAUA
Messenger RNA from Achroia grisella, 368 nucleotides. It is a transcript of the gene LSm3, whose product is annotated as U6 snRNA-associated Sm-like protein LSm3. Gene Ontology annotation, biological process: mRNA splicing, via spliceosome; P-body assembly. Gene Ontology annotation, molecular function: RNA binding. The transcript is spliced from 3 exons. Bases 1 to 333 code for a protein of 110 amino acids. The record is from RefSeq and is a predicted model, not a curated record. Lineage: Eukaryota; Metazoa; Arthropoda; Insecta; Lepidoptera; Pyralidae. Gene Ontology annotation, cellular component: U6 snRNP; P-body; Lsm1-7-Pat1 complex.